GUAGAGGCCCCUCCUUAUUAUGGUGGGGACCUUAUUGUAGUGAAGGAGUGAGAGAGAGCCACAUUUUAGAUCCAUUUUUCUUAACACUAAUUGUAGGACCAUUUGUGGCAGUAUGGUCCACUCAGAAAAAGUCACACUUUCUUACCCCUACACGUGUCAUCAUCCCACUCACUCUUCCUUUAUAUACCUCUUCAACUUCAACCGUCUGAUUCAUCCUCCAUUUCCACUACUCACACCUUUUGUUCUUCUUUUUUUCUAAAAAAAUGUCCAGUUUUCAUGACCCAGAUGAUGAUUGUGGCACCUCCGAGCUCAGCAACGACGUCGCCGGAGAUCUAAAUGACCGGAAAAUGGACUGUGAUGGAGUUGCCGAUGAGAAAAAACUGGUGUUUUCCGCUAUGAAAGAAGAACCGUUUGAUUCCGAUCAUCAUACUUUGGUUCCGUCAAUGCCUAUGCCGGUGGCUACCGCCGCGGCGCCGCGGAGGUCCUCCACCAAGGACCGUCACACAAAAGUAGAGGGACGUGGACGGAGGAUCCGAAUACCUGCUACAUGUGCGGCUCGGAUCUUCCAAUUGACCCGAGAACUAGGUCAUAAGUCCGACGGAGAAACUGUUCGGUGGUUGCUUGAACAUGCGGAGCAAUCUAUAAUUGAAGCCACCGGAACCGGAACUGUACCGGCGAUAGCAGUUUCUGUCAACGGUACUCUUAAGAUUCCGACGAGUUCUCCGGCGAGUAAUCGAGAAAUCGACGAGAACAAUCCACAGAAACGUAGAAGGAAAUCAUCAAACUCGGAGUUCAUUGAUGUUGGAAGUUUGAAUAGGAAUGCAGCAAAUGUUUCACAAUUUGCUCCGGUAACAACCACGCCGGCAACAAUACCUCCUGCUGCCGCCGCUCCGCCGCCGGGAUUACUACCGAUAUGGACUAUGAGUAAUGGGGGUAUGAUGGUACCAUCCAAUGCCAUUUGGAUGAUACCAGCAACGGUCCCACCAGUAAACGUGACCAAUAACAACAACAAUAACAAUAACGUCGUGGUGCAGUAUCCUCAAUUAUGGACACCUGUAUUUAAUUUGGCCACGAGGCCAAUAUCAUCGUUCGUGGCUGCACCAACAGCUGCAGCCACGAAUAAUAUUAGCGGUCCGUCACCAAUAAUGAUGGCAGGACCGUUAACUAUAAAUGAUGGAGCAGCAACAUCAACGGGGCCUAAAGUUGGUUCGAACAAGUCUAGCAUGGCUCCAGCUAGUUUAAGCUCUAGCACAAAUAGAAAUAACAACAACAAAAAUGAUGUUAAACCUCAUAUGCUAAGAGAUUUUUCACUUGAGAUUUAUGAUAGAAAAGAGCUACAGUUUAUGAGUCGGAGUGGAAAUCAUCAACAAGAACCUCAAGUUACAUCUUCAAAGCGAUCAUAGAGAAGACGGUUAAUGGACGAUCAAGGUCUAUGGCUUAAAAUCGGUUCCAAGUGAUUGAUCCUAUGUCAUAAUUUAUGAGUAGCAAUAUAAAGAUAGAGGCAGAGUUUAGGCCAAAUAUGCUCAAAAUACUCUUGUAUGUACAAACUAGAAGACACUAGCUAUUCACUUUUUGUUUCUUUUGCUUUUGUUAAACUAAUGAUAAUUAGAAGUUGAAUGAUGUGUAACUCUCUUAGGAAAUUU
Molecule: messenger RNA, 1643 nt
Organism: Solanum stenotomum
Lineage: Eukaryota; Viridiplantae; Streptophyta; Magnoliopsida; Solanales; Solanaceae
Product: transcription factor TCP9-like
Exons: 1
Coding region: 264-1403 (379 amino acids)
Cellular component (GO): nucleus
Molecular function (GO): sequence-specific DNA binding; DNA-binding transcription factor activity
Source: RefSeq, a predicted model, not a curated record